AUGAUCACCCUCUGCUACAAGCUCCUAUAUAAAGGGAAAUUCAUCCCAGUAGGUCGAAGAAUAUUCAGGGAAAAGCUGAUAAGUGGGAGGAAACAAAAAUCUCCCAUCAUUUUGCUGCCGCCCUACAUAACCAUACACGAGCUUAGGUUAAUGCUCAACAUAAACUACGAUACUUGUUUCAAAGCGGCAAAUGUGUACAAGAGUGGAAACGUAUAUAAAUGGAAGGACUCGGAAGAUAGGACCUUCCAAAGUGUGAACAAAAGGAACGUAAUUAUCCCCUACAGCACUGCUGCUUAUGUAAGUAAAAUUUUUAAGUUUAAGCCGAGACUCAUCCAGGUGGAAUUAUUUUGCGAAGAGGAAGAGAAAAGCAGUGGGACGCUACAGGAUGUGUACAGGAAGGUCUACUUGGCGGAGGAGUACCAUGAGAAUUGCAGUUAUGACCCCCCGAGUUUACCGCCCAACGAGAGAAGAACCCAACUGGAGGAUAAAAAAAAAAGCUACUACACCGUUGUGUCUGUGAUAGGUCACAUCAAUCAUGGGAAAACCACCAUGCUGGACAAGAUGACGAACAACAACUUGGCUUUAAGUGAAGCGGGCUGUAUCACGCAAAAUAUAAAACCUAUACAUUUCGAACAUGGGCCUUUUAAGUUUACCUUUGUCGAUACCCCAGGACAUAAGGUUUUUCAAAUUUUCAGAGGAAGGGCAGCUUUCCUCUCAGACAUAUUAAUCAUAUUAAUAUCCCUAGAAGUAGGAGCAGAAAUACAAACGGAGGAAGCAAUUAAAUACGCCGAUAAAUUUGGAAUUCCAGUCAUCUUUGUUCUAAACAAAGCAGAUCUGUAUGGAGAAAAUGAGUCCAUAGUAAAAGCCGAGUUAAGAAAGCAAUGCACAAAUAUGUAUGAUGAUGGAAAUUUAAAACAUAAUUUUUCGAAGGAAAUUGAAAAUGCGAUUGCUAUAUCCUCACUGACGGGUUACAAUUUGGACAAGCUAAUCAACAGACUAUUUUUUAUUUCUCAUUAUAUUGACUUGCCGUAUCACAGUGUGAACAGGUUUUACAACACUUGUGAGGCCAUACGGGAUGCCGACUUAGGUGUUGGGAACUCCCUCGGGGGGGGAAACUCGCGUGAUAACCCCCCUGAUGGUGACACCUCUCGUGAUAAUGCCCCUCAUGGUAACACCCCUCACGGUAACCCCCCCCGUGAGGAGAAAACUCACCCAAGCAUGCACAACACAGAAAAAGCAAAGGAAAGGAGAAAAUCAGAUCUGAAUCUACUGCAAAAGUAUAUUAGAAAAUCGGACUGCCUACUAGCCAUAGAUAAGAACCCAAUGGGCAUGGGUAUGGUGGUAGAUGUAAGCAAAGACUCCAGCAAGGGGACAGUUCUUCAUGUCAUUGUCCGAAACGGAUUUUUCAUCGAAGGCAGUUAUUUUAUAUGCGGUUCUGCAUAUGGAAAAAUUCAAAAAAUGUAUAAGUUUAAUAGUAACUUUAAGGAAAGCUGCAGCUAUGCCGGCAUAGGGAUGGCUGUACUAAUCAGUGGAAUCAAGAAGCAUGGAAACGCAACAACGGAUGAUUUAAUUUUUACCCUCCCACAGAGUAACGCUUUUAGGUUAUGUCAGUAUAGACUCAUGGUCGAAAAGUUAGCCACUCUACAGGUAACUGGAAAAGAAAUCAAAGUCUCCUGGGAAAAUGACAUGAAGAAAAAUGAAUUCCAUGCGGAAGAUAUUUAUCAAAAUAGACUCGCAAUGUCGGAUAAAAGAAAAGCCAUCGAAGAGUUCGGCAUAGAAAAGGAAAACAUAUUCGAAGAUGUAUCUGUGCGGGAAUUUCACAAAAGUAACACGCAAAGGAAGAAGGAAGAAGAAGAGGAAGAGGAAGAGGAAGAAGAAGGAGAAGAGGAGGAAGAAGAAUCUGUAGUAAUCCAAUUGGAGGAAGAAAACAAAUAUGAGGACCUAUCCAGGGUUAAGAAAAAAAAAAUACAAACCAUCCUCUCGCAGGGUGAUUCAAAUGAAAGCAUUUUAGUACCUGAAGAAAAAAACACCUUUUGCUUUUUUGAAAGCCCCAAAGGGGGUGAACAGCUCGACGCGUUGGCCAGUUCCUACCCGGGAGGAGGCAGUCACCAAGAGAAGGAUCAGACAAACAGCCCAAGUGGUGCACCAAAUAUAAAUCCCCUGACAUACGAACAACGAGAAGCAGCAAACGGUAUCACGAACGAAACAAAUAAUCAUGUUCCAAGCAGAUGUUAUAACACGGAAAGUGCUACACUGUAUGAGCACGUAAAAGGGGGAAAAAAGGAGGACGUACACGAGGGGAAAGGAAAGACACACCCCAUGUUGGGAAGACCCCCCCUUGGAAGAGGAAGGAAAAGCAGACACGCCCAGGAUUCCAGCGCAACGAAUGGGCAAUCUUCUCAAGAAGCGGCGGAUUCUCAUAGAGAACCGUACAACGAUGAGAAGAAGCUGAACGACCCAUGGUACUACGAAGAAAGCGAAGAGACGUGGGCUAAAAAAGUCCUCAAAAGAAACGAUGAACUUAUGGAAACGUGGAGAAACAAAACGAGGCAAAGGGAAAUCGAAAAAGAGAGACAAAUUUUUUACGAAAAACAAAUGAUUUUGAAAAAUGAAAUUCUAAGGAGAAAACUCUUGGGCGAAGAAAAACUAACUGAAGAGGAGAUUAACGCAUAUCUCUAUGAUGAACAAAAAAGCAACGCAAAUAAUUCUCAAGCAUCAAGUAGCGCUGAGCCUAUAGAACUGCCUGCAAAAAAUUGCCCAGUUAUACCCAUCAUAAUCAGAACCAACUAUGUUGGAAUGUUCGACAUAUUUCUAGACGAAUUUGAAAAUCUCCAAAAAAUUUAUAAUGUUAAAAUAUCUGUCGUUCAUGGUGGAAUAGGUCCCAUAACCCCAAACGACGUUGUUCAUGCAGAAGUAGAAAGUAAUUUUGGCUAUUGUUGCAUUUACGCUUUUCAAGUCAAAGUUUUACCUGACUCGGUAAAGCAAUCAGUGCUCUCCAAUAUUGUGAUAAAACAAUUCGACGUUUUCACCGACCUAAUAGACGAUGUUGUGAAUAGAAUUAAAAAUAUUAAGGCACUAAUUGCACAUAAUAUGUAUGUGCGAAGUCUCAAAAAUGAAAGAACACAGGAGGGGGUGUAA
This is a messenger RNA of Plasmodium cynomolgi strain B, 3138 nucleotides long. Its product is annotated as small GTP-binding protein. Gene Ontology annotation, molecular function: GTPase activity; GTP binding. Bases 1 to 3138 code for a protein of 1045 amino acids. The record is from RefSeq and is a predicted model, not a curated record. The transcript has 2 exons. NCBI's taxonomy places the organism in Eukaryota, Apicomplexa, Aconoidasida, Haemosporida, Plasmodiidae.